Galendromus occidentalis (western predatory mite) is the source of this 3294-nucleotide messenger RNA. RefSeq names its product sorting nexin-14. Gene Ontology annotation, biological process: autophagosome maturation. The record is from RefSeq and is a predicted model, not a curated record. Gene Ontology annotation, cellular component: late endosome. Lineage: Eukaryota; Metazoa; Arthropoda; Arachnida; Mesostigmata; Phytoseiidae. Gene Ontology annotation, molecular function: phosphatidylinositol binding.
CUGUUCGGGUCAGCCUUUAGCGCCGUCAGCUGUGUUACUCGCUGAGCAGGAAGAUCUUCGAAUAUUUGUUCAAUAUGUGAUCAUCUGAAAUAAGCCAUGGCUAGUCGUAGUGUUCCUAGACAGCUGACCAGGAUGCCGGAGGUCGACUACCUCCUCUUGGUGGCGAACGACCGCUUCCUAAGCGCGGUUUUCGCGUCCCUGAUCGUGGUGACAGUCGCCAUGGUGGUCCUUCUCGGCAAACUGACCGGAUUCAUCGUGUUGAGCACCUUCAUAGCCAGCGGCAUCUACGUCCUCGACGCUCGCAAGAGACAGUACCAAUUUGCUUCGCUGUGGCCUCGGAUCCUCCCUCGGCAGAAGACGGCUCGCUUCGAAUGCAGACGGUGCAAAGCUCCUGACUGCGAGAUACAUACGAAGCUGUACAGCAUCUGUCCUUGGCGAGAAUUGAUGAUCUCUCAAGAAGUUGAUUCGGCGAUUGAGGAUAUUCUCAACAAAGUUCUCCAAGAAUACGUUUAUCCCUGGUACGCGAUGCUCAGCAACGAUGAGGUGUUCAUCCAAGAGUUGCGGGUGAUCCUGCGUCACGUGAUCGCUGCGCUCAUCAAACGCGUCGAACGCGUCAACCUCGCCCAGCUGAUAACGGGCAAAGUCAUCCACAUCAUAGCACAACAUCUCGACAUAUACGUACGCGCUCGUAGACUCUAUCCGGACGAAAAAGAUAUCGAGAAGCUCAUAUUGAGCUGUUACGGCAGAAGUAUGCAUGUCGUACUGAAGAAUCGCCAGACCGAACAGCAAUACCUUCGGAAGGUCACCGAGAAGAUGCUGAUCAACCUCAUACCGGGGAAAUACUGUCAUUCACCGAGUGCGUUUAGCUUAAUCCGCGAGAUCCUGUGCGGCUCCGUGUUCUUGAAUGGCAUGGAUGCGAUUGCAGAUCCAGAUAUCAUCAAUUUGCUGCUGCUGAUAUUCUUCGACAAGACUCCUAUGCAAACGUUUCCCAAAUCGAAAAAGUCUGUCGAGUUGUUGAGUCAUUUUGUGAAUCAAAACGCACCCUUGGUGCGUCCACCCGCGGUCGCAGACCUCGAUCUGCAAACGCUACUCAAGACUAAGGAGCUGUAUUCGGGUUUCGCGCACUAUCUUAAAGACGAAGGCUGUCAACACCUGCUCUGGUUCUACCAGGAACUGGAGACAUUCAACUCAAAACUGCUCCCUCCGGACAUAAACGCCACUCAGAUCGAGCAUCUGCAUCAGCUGGCAGCCGGGAUUUAUCAUCGCUUCAUUUCGGAUGAAGCCAUGGAUCGAGUGUCGAUGGAACCGGAGAAGGCGGCGGAGCUGCUCGCAAUCCUCCACCAGCCGAAAGAGAACAUUCUCAAGCUCCGCACAUCGACCGUGUUGUAUGAAGCGUACGAAGAGGUUUAUCAUUUGUUAGAUAAGGUGUUGGUACCUCAGUUCCUCCAGAGUGAGCGUUACUUCGCAAUUGUGUGCAAAGAGCGCGAGUCCAACGUUAGCAACCACUACACGGUGGAAAAUCCGAAGAUUCCCCCGCAGGCAGUUCAGCCCAAUGCACGUGCUACCAGGGUAGGGAACGCCACUUUCUGGGCGACGGUGACCGGAGUCGAGAACGCUGAUUUCGACGACGACCUCACGCAAUUCGAACAGGCGGCGUUCAGUAUGCACGACGAUCCCCGUCUGAAGGAUCUGAGCGCCUGGCGGGUUUCGAUCCCCAGAAUAGGGGGCUCCGAAGAUCGCGAGGGAUGCUAUUUCAUCAUAGACGUGCAACGUAUAGACGUGAAAGAAGACCAGAAACCUGAAGAUCUCCAUUGGGUAGUUGGAAGGAAAUACAACGAAUUUUACUGCUUGGAGGCCAAACUUGAAGAGUUCCACGGAGAACUGCCGAUCCAGCCGCUGCCGGCCAAGCGUUCGUUCGGUACUCGGAAGAGAAAAGUUCUCCAAGAGUAUGUGUCCACGUUCGAGAGGUAUAUCCAGGAACUGCUCACAGUUCCUUCCUUGAGGGGAAGCCAACUCGUGUACAGUUUCCUCAAGGUAAACAACGAGUUCACAGGCAGCUUCCUGUCCGACGUUAGGUUAGGGAAAAUCAUUCGAAAUGUGCCACGGAAGCUCGUGAGGGAGAAAGGCCAACACCUCGAAGAGUUUCUUCAGACUUUCCUCGCCUCUACGGAAACCCAGAAGCCAAAACCCGGCACGGCGUCGAAGGAGGGCACACCCACGAAACAGCCCGACCUUCUGAAGAGCUCAAUGUUCGGAGAUAACGCGAAUAACUAUUCCUUCUGUGCGUUGAAAAUCGGGCCUCCUGAAAUACCGGCCGUGCAGUGGCCAAUAUUCGAUUAUGUGAUCUACUUGACGAAGAGCGUCUUCUGUACAGAGGCAUGGGUGACGACCUUCUUGAAAGCGUUAGCGCCGCUGCUGCGCAACACAGUCCAGGAUGCGGUCGAGAGUCUGCUGGACGACGUCCUCAUGAAUAAGGCUCUCGUUCCGAAGAGAUUGGCUCUGAUAGUCAAUCUGCUCAAGGAAGCGGUUUUCGAAGACGGACCCCGCAAUGUCACUGCAGAAAUUCGCAAAAAGCGAUCGGACGAGGUAGUCCUUUCACCGGAGGCGUUGCGGUUGGACGCGGGAUUUCAAUUAGACGCGAAAUCACAGCAAUGACCGCAUCGCGUACUUAAGGAAAUGAAAGAAUUUCUACCGUCACUACUCGUUUCUAUUCUGACGAAGAAGUGCAACGACCGGGGAGCGGAUAUCAUCCACGAUAUCAUCCAGCAUCCGCUUCUCAAUAAGCAGUUGUCGUACGUCCUCUUCGACGCUGUAUUAUUCGAAUUGUUCCCGGAGUUCGAGUGAUUGAGACUAUGCAUAUUCCCAAUGUUGUUCCAACCGAGUUUGUAAAGAGGGAGACACCACGGGUCUCCGGAUGUGUGAGGAACUCGUGAGAAUUCCCAGAGACCUUCGAAACUGUUUCUUCCGGAGUCUCGUCGGCCCGCAUGCCGUGCCGACCAGAGACUAGACAGCGGGUGUGGCAUGAUUUACGUUGUAAACUCUGGGGAGGUUUUCGCCUCCUUCGUUCUUUCCGUCGAUAGGGGGAAACUCCUUGAAAACCAGAUGAAAUAUGUGAUCUACUUGUAGAUAGAAUUUCUUUCAUCAUUUUCCGCGUAAUCGGAGGAAUAUGGCUGCGGGGAGUGAUGGAGGAGAAGGAUGAGAAGAAGGAAAGUGAGGGACGAGAGGGAGAAGCCGAUCGAGAGGAGAAUGAUGAUAAUAAUAUAUAAAUACCUUGCGAAGUAUUUUAUUGAAAAU